GUAUUUCCACGUAGUGCAUUCAUUCUCAUAGGCAUGUCUUUCUUAGGAAUUUUCUGAACACAUGUACAGCAGUGUAUGCCAAUUUUCUCUUACAGGCUCACUAACAACUUGAAAGAUGGCACAUGAAUACAAGCGAAUUGUUUUGCUGAAAGGAUUAGAGCACAUCAGUGAUCAUUAUUUUGACUUAUUUAAGUCAGUAAUGGCCAGUGAUUUAAGACUGGAGAAAAAUAUUAGAGGGAAAUAUAACAGGAUUAAGAUUGCUGACAUGAUGGAAUAUGAAUUCCCAACUGAUGCUGGAUUGGGCAAACUGAUUGAGUUUUGUGAAGAGGUACACACUCUUAAAAGACUUGCUGAAACCCUUAAAGAAGAGAAAUCAAAAGUAAAAGGAAAAUCCCCACUGAGAAAAAGAAAGCAAGAAGCAGGCUCUGAUACACCCACAUCGACUACCAGCAACACCGUAGCAUCUGAUGGAGGGGAGACUUCCACAGCUCAGAAAAGAAAAAGUAUUAAUAGAGAAAAAACUGGCGUGAAAAAGACCAAGCAGUCUGAGGGGCCAGAUCAACCUUCCUGUUCUGAGGAAGCCACAGCCAGAUGCCAGUCCCCAGAGCUGCAGACCUCAUCUUUGGCUCCAUCCAACACUUCUUUGGCUAAGGUACAAAAAACACAGACCCAAACUCAGAGCAUUACCAGAGGUGCUGUUCUCCAAAAGGAUGCCAUGACAGUGAUGGUGCUCAAUGCAAUAGACCCAUUUGAAUAUGAGUCAUCAGAACACGAAGUAAAAAAAAUGUUUCAUGCCACAGUGGCCACUGUGAAUGAGUAUUUCCAUGUGAAAGUUUUCAACAUCAACCUGAAAGAGAAGUUCAAAAAGGAGAAUGUCAUAAUAAUCUCCAAUUACCUCAAGUUCAAAGGAAUCCUAGAGAUAAAUGAGGCUUCCUCUGUGUUUGAAGCUGGUCCUGACCAGAAGAUUGAAGUCUCCAACAGUCUUAUCAGAGAAGCAAAUAAACCUCCCAAGUUUUCUGAUUUUCACAAGUAUGGCCCUGGAGCCGUGGUUUAUGGGUUGUUUACAUUACAGAAGAAAAAAGUGAACCCAAAGACCACAAUCUAUGAAAUACAGGAUGAUUAUGCAAAUAGCAUAGAAGUUGUAGGGCAUGGAAAAUGGUACAACAUCAUCUGUAAGGAAGGAGAUAAAUUUCGACUCUUCUGCUUCCAACUGAAAACAAUUGACAAGCAACUGAAGUUGGUGUGUGGUGAUCACAGUUUCAUUAAGGUAGGAAAGAGGGGAGAAAUGAUGGAACCAAAAGAAGCUUCUGAGGAAGAUGGUUACCACAAAGGUCCCAAAAGAGUGAAGGUGUUGAGCACAACAAAAUCAUUUAUUUAUGAUCAGACAGAAGAGAAAAUGAUGUUCCAUGCCACAGCGGCUACUGAGACCGAAUUCUUCAGAGUGAUGGUGUUCGAUGUAACACUUCAAGAGAUGUUCGCCAAAAAGAAUCCCAUUGUUCUCACAGAUUAUUUCUGCAGCAAUGGAACUCUGAUGAUACACAAAGCCUCCAGUGUGUCUGCAGCAACUGAUAACUCAAAAAUGAGUAUCUCAGACACAUUGAAGAAAAACACCAAAGCAAAUCCUAAAAUUCAUGAUCUUCACUUGCAAACAAGAGAAGUGCUUGUGUAUGGAGAUUUUAAAAUAUGUAGGAAAGGUAACGGAAAUAAUUGUAUACGCUAUGUAAUUCAGGAUAACACAGGUGAAAUGAAAAUGGUGGUAUCUGGACACCUGACCAGUGUCAACUGCAAGAUUGGUGACAUAGUUAGACUUGUCGGCUUCGAAUUGACCUCAGAUGUGGGUGAUUGGUUUCUGAGAGCUGUGAGGUACAGUAAUAUGGAGGUCAUCGAAUCUGAAAAUAAGAAACAAUGA
This is a messenger RNA of Peromyscus californicus insignis, 1909 nucleotides long. RefSeq names its product interferon-activable protein 204-like. Bases 116 to 1909 code for a protein of 597 amino acids. The transcript has 9 exons. The record is from RefSeq and is a predicted model, not a curated record. Gene Ontology annotation, molecular function: double-stranded DNA binding. Gene Ontology annotation, biological process: response to bacterium; activation of innate immune response; positive regulation of interleukin-1 beta production. Lineage: Eukaryota; Metazoa; Chordata; Mammalia; Rodentia; Cricetidae. Gene Ontology annotation, cellular component: nucleolus.